This is a messenger RNA of Mollisia scopiformis, 2022 nucleotides long. RefSeq lists its product as uncharacterized. Gene Ontology annotation, biological process: regulation of DNA-templated transcription. The record is from RefSeq and is a predicted model, not a curated record. Lineage: Eukaryota; Fungi; Ascomycota; Leotiomycetes; Helotiales; Mollisiaceae. The coding region runs from base 1 to 2022 and encodes 673 amino acids. The transcript is spliced from 5 exons. Gene Ontology annotation, molecular function: DNA-binding transcription factor activity, RNA polymerase II-specific; zinc ion binding.
AUGCGCCAAUUCCCCGUGAAGGGGCUGGGAAAAGAAGAGAAGUCCCAGAGUCUUCACGACGAUAUCUCAAGCUCGUCACCAGCGACCGACGGCUACGUUGAUGGCCAUUUCGAUACUGUCGAUGUCUGUACCACGCAAUUAUGGUUCCCAGCUCAGCUCAAUUCUUGGAACGGAUUUCUGGAUUGGUCGCAUGAUGGCUCGAUGCUGGUCAAUGAGACUUGGCCUUACCAAGAUGCAUCUGACACUGGAACGGCAGACGUUUGGACACCCGGAUUCACAGAUUGUAGAACCGACAGCAGCGUCAGUUUAGACUCACAGUCCUUCGAUCACAUAUCCUCCCACGGACUCUCGAAUCAUGGCAGGACAGAGUACCCAGGCCCUCCUCAAAUUCAGUCACCAUCUAUGGGCAAUCAACAUAUGUAUCUUCCCCCGAGUAAUUUGCCUAUCUUGGAGAAAUCAAGGUACCCGAGUAACUCGCCAUACAAUGCAGAUAAUUUACAUAGGCCUCAAGAUUCGGAUUGGAUGGGCUUCAGUCCGAGGACAGCCGCUUCUGUCACGUCGCAUCCCACUUCAGAUGUCAAGCCAAGGCUCACCUUAUCGACAACAUUACCAGCAAAUGUACCUCUUCAAUGGUCAAUGAGCAAUCAGAAUACUCCUGUGACACCGGGCUUGAACAAAGAGUCAGCUGCGCCAAUCCCAAAAAGGAAACACGUAUCUCCAGGACCUCCUCCGGCAAAGAAGAGUCGCCAGGUAACAUCACAGACAGAACUCGCCGAAUACGUUGGUGUGUUUGAGAAUGCUCCUGGUGCAUUGACUACAGUGAAGAAGCGCAAGAAGCUCGAUGGUGCUGUGAGAAAGGCGGCACAGGAUGUGAGGAAAGCUGGAGCAUGUCAUCAGUGUCGCUUUCGUAAGAGAACUUGUUCUAUAGGCACGCCUUGUACAUCUUGCUUGAAGAAUGGACGUGGUCUUCAUGAUCUCAAAUGUCAGCGAGAGAGUCCAUUCAUCGGGAAGUCGAUACAUCCAUAUUUUGAACAUUCGUCUACCAAACGUGUCUUAUCCUUCGAUAUCUUGGUUCCAUUGCUGCCAAUACAAAGUUCUGGUGCUUGCUAUGUGACAAUUGAUGGCAUCGAGAAAAUUUCUCACACGAUCAAGCUUCGGGCUUAUGCAAAGUCCCUUGAUAGUUUCGGUGCGGCUGAUAGAGCUGCAAUCCGAAAGACCGAGAUCCCAAAUAACCAGAUUACAGACACGGAUGGCGAAAGCCCUGAAAUUUUAAUUUUGGAGGAUCACGAGGCAUUGGGCACUCAAGUCGAGCAGUGGGCAGUUGAGUAUGCGUCGAAAUUUGUCCAUGCUGCUGGUCCGAAGUUCUAUCCGACCACAGCUGCGGUGAUACUAGGAACUGCUUAUCUGAAGAAAGGCUUGCCUGAAUCUGAACUUGUUGCAGCGAUGCUUCGAGCAGCGUCCAUUGCCUUUGUACUCCGUGCUGGCGUUAAAUAUAAGGCUUCCGGCAACCAGUCCACUUCUCAAUAUCGCACCAUCGAAGCCUCAAUUGAUACGAUUCUCUAUCAACGUCUAAAGCUGGCCGAGAAAGACCUCUACAAGAUGCUGCAACGAAUCGUCUUCCGCUCGCUAGGGUAUAUUGCACGAGAGCACAUUUACCCUGUAGCUCUUGUAUUCUGGCAGCUGCUUCGAAUGCUUUGUCUCAGCAGUAGCCAUCUGUCAAACAUUUAUUCCAGGUUCAAGACUAUACCAUCUGAACAUGCGUCGUUCCAAUUCAAUGCCCUCAAACUCGUCCUCUCAACCCACUUCGCACUUUUUCGUUCCUCCAAUCCCCUGCUUCUCGAUUUCAACGACAAACCCAAUCAAGACUUGCUAGCUGGCGACGAGGAAUUAAUUGACUUGGCCAUGAAGAUGCGGAAAGUGGUGCUGGAUUUCAGAGAGAAGGGCGUCAGGGACAUGAAAGGAAGUAUCGCCUAUCGUAAGGAGCACUUCGAUUUAUUCAGGAAGGUGUAUGAUGGAUUGUAA